AUGACCGCCACCGCCGCUGGACCCGUCGGUCAGCCCGACAUCGCCUACGCUCCCCAGUACGACAACUACAAGGCUCGGACAACGCGUCGUAUACAGACAGAAAAGCUUGUGCAAUCUUUGCCCGAGGGAUUCCCGGCCAAGCUGGACUCCGAUCUCGUAUGGGACGGAAAUAGCUUAGCUGAGUCUUACGAUUGGAAUUAUCACCUGACACCAGCGGACCUUGCUGAGAUUGAUGAAGCCUUGAGGUACUUUAGGUCUUUGGGAAAGCCACUUGGCGAGAUCAGUCAAAAGACCUUCCCCCUACCGAACCUUCAUGCAACGUUGCGAGAAAUUUCACGAGAGAUCCACAAUGGCCAUGGCUUCAAGGUUAUUCGCGGAAUACCCGUGGAUCAGUAUACAAGAGAAGACAAUGUCGCUAUCUAUGUUGGUGUCUCAUCUCACGUCGCACCUAUUCGGGGCCGGCAGGGCAAAACCUGGCAAGGCAAGCCAGCCGAUGUCAUUCUUGCUCAUAUCAAAGACUUGAGCUCCACUGUUGAUGCAAAGGAUAUUGGCGCCCCAGUUUAUACAGCAGAGAAGCAGGUUUUCCAUACAGACUCGGGUGAUGUUAUUGGGCUCUUUGCAUUGGGUGAAUCUGAAGAGGGGGGUGAGAGUUAUCUGGCAAGUGUUGGAAAGGUCUAUAAUGAGCUUGCAGCAGCCAGGCCCGAUCUUAUACAUACCCUUAGUGAGGAUUGGGCUUUCGACGACUUCAGCAAAGAUGGAGAUGCUUAUCUCACACGCCCUCUCCUCUAUCACCAACCGGCAAAAGACGACAUCCCGGAGCGACUGAUCGUCCAAUAUGCACGUCGCAACUUUACGGGCUAUUGGGGAUAUCCCCGCUCAGCUAACAUCCCACCGAUUACCGAGGCUCAGGCUGAAGCAUUGGACGCAUUGCAUUUUACGUCGGAGAGAUAUGCUGUCGCUCUUGAUUUCCAUAAAGGCGACAUCCAGUAUGCAAACAACCUGAGCAUUUUCCAUGCUCGGGGGGGUUUUCGCGACAGUAAAGAGAAACAGCGUCACCUUGUCCGGCUUUGGCUUCGCGACCCUGAGUUUGAGUGGAAGAAAAAUGAGGCCUUGAAGGAACGGUUUGAUCGUGUGUAUGCGGAUUUGGAGAUCGAAAGCUCGGUAUUCCCGCUUGAGGCUACCAUCAGAGGUGCAAAUGUGGGUACCUGA
Messenger RNA from Aspergillus ruber CBS 135680, 1209 nucleotides. RefSeq names its product TauD/TfdA family dioxygenase. The transcript has 4 exons. The record is from RefSeq and is a predicted model, not a curated record. NCBI's taxonomy places the organism in Eukaryota, Fungi, Ascomycota, Eurotiomycetes, Eurotiales, Aspergillaceae. The coding region runs from base 1 to 1209 and encodes 402 amino acids. Gene Ontology annotation, molecular function: oxidoreductase activity.